This is a messenger RNA of Aphanomyces invadans, 1191 nucleotides long. RefSeq lists its product as hypothetical. The transcript has 3 exons. The record is from RefSeq and is a predicted model, not a curated record. NCBI's taxonomy places the organism in Eukaryota, Oomycota, Saprolegniomycetes, Saprolegniales, Verrucalvaceae. The coding region runs from base 50 to 1081 and encodes 343 amino acids.
CCAAGCCAAUUUUCGAGAGUAUCUCACCAGGUACACCAGUUUGCACAGGAUGAUGGCCCGAGUCGGAAGGCGUCACACGCGGCGACCGCCACUGGACGCCACGACAGUGCGUUCCGUGCGGUCGCUCACGGCAUCGCGCGCUCCAAUCAUGUUGACCAGUCCAGCAGGGGAGGUGAUUGAGAUCUCGUCCGACGACGACAGCGACGUCGUAGUCGACAUGGUCAUUCCGGCGCCGGCCAACUCCCCGUUUUCCGAAUACGGUGGAUAUUACAGUCCAACAGGAGGAGCCGUACGAAGGAAAAAGCGGAAGCCUGCUGUGCCCACAACUCUCAAGACUCCCGAGCAGGAACUGCACGACACUGCGGUGCUCGCAGCGCGCAUGUUUGACCAGAACGCUGCGCUAUCCCCCGAAGUCAAGAGCAUGUACAGCCAGGUGGCGUGGUGUCGACUGCGAGGAUGGCCGUACUGGCCUGGCUACGUGUGCAGCCCCCACAUGCUCGCGGUGGAUUCCGAGACGAUGGAGGCAUUUGUACCGUUCAUGUCGACCCACUACUGGAUUUACUUCUACGGGUGCAACAAAAGGUGCUGCACGACAACCCAUUCCACUCGAACUGCCGCGGUGCCGCAUUCGUCGGUGGUCCCUUGGGAUGACGCGUCCAAGCCCUAUCGAGAGGGAUAUCCCUCCGGCGGACCCCACCGCGCGAUCGGGCUCGCUGAUGCCGUCGAUCUGGCAGAGGAGUACAAGCUCCCAGCCGACGAACGCGUGGCAUGGGUGAUCUCUCGAGUCAAGACCAAGGUAAUGUGCCGAGGAGGAGGCUGGUGCAUCGUUUCUCAAAACGGCGGCGCUUUGAGACUGAUGCGAGGAUAUUGUUGCGAGCAGGAGAGCGCGCAAGCGGCGAGGAAGACUCGACGAAGGUACGAACCGACCGUCGAGAUGAACGACGCCAUCGACGGUGCCGUGCGGGGGAUCUCAGCGACCGGCCAGUUGAAAGGAGCGACAAUGUUACGGGAUAUGCAGCUCGACGAAUCACCGGCACAGUCGUCGCAAGCACCCACUCCGAAUGCUGCAACGACGCCGUAGCGCCUGCAGCGACUGGACUGUGACUGGUGCAUGAAGUGUACUAUUAUGAGAUGGGCACUGCAAAAACAGAGUUCUCGCAGCUAUGGAGCAGCACCUUGGGUGAUGGCAUU